AUGACGUCGCUACCUGUCCGAGCGCCUUCGUGGGUUUCUUCCCGGAGAAUCUUCGAGGAGAAGCUUCAGGAUCUUCCCAAGUGCGCCAAUUUAAGGCAGGUGAAGCAGCUUCACGCGCAGAUAAUAAGGCGAAACCUUUACGAAGAUCCACACAUCGCGCCAAAGCUAAUCUCCGCUCUUUCUCUCUGCCGCCAAACCAAUUUAGCUGUUAGGGUUUUCAAUCAGGUUCGACAACCCAAUGUCCAUCUCUGCAAUUCUCUCAUUAGAGCUCAUGCUCAGAACUCGCAACCCUAUCAGGCUUUCUCCGUUUUCUUCGAGAUGCAGAGUUUUGGCCUUAUCGCAGAUAACUUCACCUACCCUUUUCUUCUCAAAGCUUGUUCUGGUCAAUCGUGGUUGCCUUUGGUGAAAAUGAUGCAUAGUCACAUUGAAAAGUUAGGGCUUUUGUCUGAUAUAUAUGUUCCCAAUGCCCUCAUCGAUUGCUAUUCUAGAUGUGGUGGUUUGGGUGUUGAAGCGGCGAUGAAUCUGUUCAUGAAGAUGGGAGAGAGGGAUACUGUGUCUUGGAAUUCGAUGCUUGGUGGGUUUGUGAAAGCUGGGGAAUUGAGAGAUGCUCGCCAACUGUUUGAUGAAAUGCCUCAAAAGGAUUUGAUUAGCUGGAACACAAUGUUGGAUGGAUACGCCAGGUGCAGAGACAUGAGUAGAGCCUUUGAUCUGUUCGAGCAAAUGCCUGAGAGAAACACUGUAUCUUGGUCAACAAUGGUUAUGGGUUAUAGCAAAGCCGGAGACAUGGAAAUGGCUAGAAUUCUCUUUAAUAAGAUGCCGGCUAAAAACGUGGUCACAUGGACCAUACUUAUUGCUGGAUAUGCGGAAAAGGGCCUUAUGAAGGAGGCUGAUAAAUUAGUCGACCAAAUGGUGAAUGCCGGUUUGAGAUUUGAUGCCGCGGCUGCUAUUAGUAUCUUGGCUGCUUGUGCCGAGUCUGGUUUGCUCAGUCUAGGAGUGAAGGUUCACUCCAAAAUUAAAGGGUCUAACCUCAGUUCUAAUUCUCAUGUGUUAAAUGCACUACUUGAUAUGUAUGCAAAAUGCGGUAGUCUAAAAAACGCGUUUGAUGUGUUUAACAACAUGCCCAAGAAGGACCUCGUCUCCUGGAACACUAUGCUUCAGGCUCUUGGCGUUCAUGGCCACGGAAAGGAAGCACUUGAGCUUUUUUCGAGAAUGAGAAGGGAAGGGAUUUGGCCUGAUAAAGUUACGUUCAUCGCUGUUUUAUGUUCCUGCAAUCACGCGGGUCUCAUUGAUGAAGGCAGAGAUUACUUCUACUCAAUGGAGAAGGUGUAUGAACUUGUUCCACAAGUUGAACACUAUGGUUGUCUUGUUGACCUAUUAGGUCGAGGGGGGCGGAUAAAGGAAGCGAUUAAGGUUGUACGAACAAUGCCUAUGGAACCCAAUGUUGUUAUUUGGGGUGCUCUUCUUGGAGCGUGCAGGAUGCAUAACGAGGUGGAUAUUGCUAAGGAAGUCCUGGAUCAUCUGGUUAGAUUAGACCCUUCUGAUCCAGGAAACUAUUCGCUGCUGUCAAAUAUUUACGCAGCAGCAGAAGAUUGGGAAGGUGUUGCUAGCAUAAGGUCAAAGAUGAAGAGUAUGGGAGUAGAGAAACCAUCUGGAGCUAGUUCGAUUGAAUUGGAGGAUGGGAUACACGAAUUCACAGUGUUUGACAAAUCACACCCAAAAUCUGAUCAAAUAUACCAGAUACUUGGUAAUCUAAUCGAACCUCCAGAUACCGGUGAGCUGGUUGCCGUUGGAUAA
Messenger RNA from Arabis nemorensis, 1794 nucleotides. The record is from the annotation of a GenBank genome assembly. NCBI's taxonomy places the organism in Eukaryota, Viridiplantae, Streptophyta, Magnoliopsida, Brassicales, Brassicaceae.